Messenger RNA from Cynoglossus semilaevis (tongue sole), 2363 nucleotides. It is a transcript of the gene tcn2, whose product is annotated as transcobalamin II. Bases 808 to 2088 code for a protein of 426 amino acids. Lineage: Eukaryota; Metazoa; Chordata; Actinopteri; Pleuronectiformes; Cynoglossidae. The transcript is spliced from 10 exons. Gene Ontology annotation, molecular function: cobalamin binding. Gene Ontology annotation, biological process: cobalamin transport. The record is from RefSeq and is a predicted model, not a curated record.
AUGAAGGUCUAAUGCGUUUUGAGUGGCUGUACAGGCUAACUGCGAUAAUAUUGCGUUAGCUAGCUAUUCUAUAAAGUGAGUAGAGCCAGAAGAUACGCUAAGAUUCUAGAAACAGUCACGUCGACCGUAUUGGUGAAUUGUGGGAAAUGUAGUAUGUAAGUAUAAUAACGGUUAUUUACGCAUUACUGACCAAUUAUGAAAAUACAAAAGCAAGAUUUUUGUUUCUAUUUCACUCUGACAUGGAGUACGGGGGGCUAACUUAGAAAAAUGAAUUAAGGAGUAAUUCAAUAGUAACAAACAAAAUAUAUUCUUUCAAUAUUGUAAAUAAAGCAACUUUAUAACAGCGAAAGCAGGAUGUUAUAACUGGAAAAUAGAUUAAACAGAGACAUCUGCUUGUAUUGUUUGUUUUGUGGGUUUUCUAACCAAAGAAUAUAAUCGACUAACAAGAAAACAUCCCAACUUCCCAACUUCCUGUUUGUGAGCUCGUCGUUAUUGUUUACGGCAGUAUGGUCACAGUGGUUUGCGUCGCUGUUUCACGUCGCUGGAAAAAAACAGCAACAACACUGUUCCACAUCGUCCUGCUCAUCUUUAAAGGAAAUAGGACUGCUGACUGGUAACAAAGCACCGUACGCAUUUUUUCACUGGCUUGUCCACUCAAAUGACAAGUCAUGUGACCCUUAUAUACCAGAAGUAGCUAUAUGCGCUUGUUUUCUUGUCCAUUUCUCAUUCUUGACUCCGAAGUUUCCUUCAGGAGGUAGCACAGAGCUGUGUACAGCAUUUCGUAAAGCAACUUAAUAAUAAUCCAAAAUGAUAUUUUGGGUCUUUAUAUCAGUUCUACUGGCCUUUGCCUCAAGCAAGUCAUGUGAUGCUGAGGAACCAAACAAUGAGCUCUGCCUUUCUCUCAAUAAGAAUCUCCUCCGUUCCCUGGAGACUCAAGAUGGACACCCCAAUCCCAGUGUUCACUUGGCAUUAAGACUUUCCAAUUUGCACAAUCUUGCAAAAGAGGGCGCAUACCUAAAUAAACUAAAAUCUCAUCUUCACAAUAUCCUACAAGAUUCUUUCUCCAACAACCAUCCUGGGGUUGGCCAGGUAGCACUGUACACUCUGGCACUAAGGUCCUCCUGCUAUGAUCUUAACACAGUUUUCGUCAACAUCAGUGGAAAGACAAUGACACUGUUGACACAUCUGAAGAAGCAGAUGGAACAGGAGAAAGAACAUAUUGUCGUCAACAAUCGACCUUUGACCAACUACUACAAGUACUCAUUGGGAAUAGUUGCUCUUUGCACUAAUGGCAUCAGGGUGAACAGCCAUGUCUCCAACAAGCUGAUCAAAGCAGUGGAAGACCAACACUUAACACAUGGAGACACUUGCAGUGUUGAUACAUAUGCCAUGGCUGGGAUGGCCCUCCAGUGUGUGAAGGACAGUAGGUUUGAUGGACAAAACACUGCUGAACUGGACUCAGCUCUCAGAAUGAUCAAGCAGAAGCUUUUGGACUCACGUGGGACUGACAACCAUAUAGGCAACCAGUUUAGCACUGGUCUGGCAGUUCAAGCUUUAAUCGCAAUGGGCAGCCCAAAUGUUGAGUUUGCUGCAUCGAUUAAGGCCAUGAGAACUUCUGCUAGAAACUACGCAUACCAGAACCCCAUGGCCUUAUCCCAGGUUCUUCCUGCUCUUCAUCAGAAAUCCUACCUGAAAGUAAAAAACUUUGAGUGUGUCGAUGAAGACGAUAGUUUGGUUCUGGAGCCUCUGGAUCCUGUGGAGAUUUUACCAAGUGAGACCAAAGUGGCAGUAAAUGUAGAAGUGGUAAGCAGAGGGGUGUCCUUGUUUUACUCUGUGGAUGUUCCACACGGCAGUACUUUAUUGCAGGCUCUUGAGCUACUCGUGGCGAAAAAUGAUGACUUCACGUUUGACACAGAGAACACCAUGUGGGGUCCAUUCUUAAGUGCCAUUAAUGGAGAACAGGCCCGACAGAGUGACCGCGGAUACUGGCAAGUGUCUUCAAAUGAUGUUCUACUGCCAAAGGGUAUUGCUGAGUUCAAGAUUCAGGAGGCGCAAAUGUUCACCCUCAAAAACAUUGAAAGACAUUGAAAAUCUUUUUUUUCCCAUGAUCUUAAAAAUUCCUAAAAGUAACCAAAGAGAAACCCAAUAGCCAUUCAGUGUCAGAUUACAUAUGUUUAAUUUUGUAGUCGUUCCAUUUCAAAGAGCUGAUGUUGGAAGUUCAAAUUUAAUUGUACUGUGUUUUAGAGUCAAAGUGUCAAUAAUAAUAAUAAUAAUAAUAAUGUACAUUGUUAUUUUUAAUGAUUUUACUUUGUGAAAAAUGAACUUUUAAGUAAAUAAAAAGAUCGACAUGUGUGGUUUAUAGA